GUGUACAAAACAUGUACAGGAAGCUGAUUGUUUUUAUUUUACAUGCAAAGCAAUAAUCCAAACCACCUCUACAACUUCCAAAGUGGGGAAAAGAGAGACUUCUCAUUCCUUCAAAAGCUCCAACCAAACACAAUCUGAAUGCAUCUUUACUUUUGAUAAGCAGAGGAGUGUUACUUUCUUUCGUCCUAAUACCAUGGCUGAUGCUUUUGCUGCCUUCACCCGAACACAAUCGUCAAAGGCAAGUAGCGUACUUCCUCCCCCUAAUGUCUCUCGUUUGGCCUCAACAGCUCGCAUUUCUCUCACCCCAGCUGAGGUUUGGUCAACUCCAAGCUGUUGAUCUUGGAAGUAUUGAGCCAUCCAUUAGAGCAGAUACCGAAGGCGAUAGCUUGCGGGAUGAUGUGCCUGAAUGUUUUGAAAACAGGUACGAUAUUAAACUUGUCAAUAUUAUCUAGUUACCGAUUUAUCAUAGUUGAUGGAUUUGCAUGCUUUCUCGUCCUACUUCAAACACAUCAAAUUUUUUCUGGACAGGGAAGCCAUUAUAGAUGCAUUCCCAAGCUAUGAGGAGCCUUAUAUCAAUGUCCCCAAAGUGCUGAACAAGGAAUAAUUUUCUCACAGCAUCCCAGCCAUAUGCUAUAGUCCUUAUAUAUUGUACCAUUCUCAUUUACUUGAAAUAAUUUUUUAAUGAUUAUGGCUUUAGUUGGUUGAAGGAGAAAUGUUUUGUUUGAAGCAUUUCCCUAGAUUCUUUGAAUUUGAAUGGAAUAUUUAAAAGAGGAAGUCUUGCUAUUUACCCAAUUACCCGUUCUAUUUUUCUUUUUGAAGGGGCUAAGCAUUUAUACUAUAG
Molecule: messenger RNA, 841 nt
Organism: Cuscuta epithymum
Lineage: Eukaryota; Viridiplantae; Streptophyta; Magnoliopsida; Solanales; Convolvulaceae
Source: the annotation of a GenBank genome assembly